AUGCGCAGAAAUACAGUUCCACAAGAUGAAGUCCAAGCUAAAGAUGAUGGAAACCUACCACAUCUUCUCGCUGAAUUGGAUCUUCAUGAGAACUAUGAACCGGUAUCGCCCCCUUCAAUCAUCUACAGAUCCCCUAAACUUCCAUCCAAUGAUCAGAUGUCACGGCUCCUACAUUGGAGAGCCGAGCAGGGUGGCAUACUCAAUACUUUGCGGGAAGAAGUCUCAUGUUUCGUCAUCGGCUUCAACCUAAACGAUUUAUCACAUAUGAUAUCUUUCUGUCUUCCCGGUUGGAAAACAAACACUCUCCCUGGGUCGUUUGCCCAUCUUCUUUACUCCCUGUUUGGCCCAUUCGAAGAAGUGGCCAAGCUUCAGCAAUCCAUGAACAACAUCCCAGAAUAUUUCAACGAAUACAGACACCGAGCAAUGUUUGCAAACAGGAUUCGGAACAUCAAUCGCGAGCCAAAGGAUUUCAAGUGUGGUGCUACCUUCGCGCCUCAGCUCCCGCCUUCCUGGAACGGCGAAUGGUGCAGGGAGGACGACGAAUAUUUAUUCUCUCGCGAGCUGCGAAUGCUCAGGGACUUGAUGGGGCCUCUUCGUGAUACAUUCAAGCCAAUCUACUGGAUCACCGACCGAGUCGAGAGUGCUCUGGAAAUGGACAAUGGCUUCCAAGCCUCGAAGGAACUGAUUGUAGAUUUCAGGAAGGAUCUCUAUGAAACAUCCUGGAAUCGCCGCAAAAACUACACAAUCUAUGACCCCCGUCCCGUCUGGGAUCAACAGCAGAAGGAAACAAAGCAUCUCAGAGAAUACCGCCUACAAGCCUGCAAAGGAACAAUGUACUGGGAUCGCUGGCCUCCCGUCGAAGAGCAGUAUGACAAGGAAGCCCUGGCCGCAAAGGAAUUUAUCAUUGACAACGAUCAACAAGCCGCUCAAGACCUUGGAUUCUUACCACCAGAGAACCCUCAACCACCACAAGUCCUGGUCUCAACCAAACCGGGUAUCGAGCUCGCAUACAUCACCGACCUCGAGCAUUACGACGACCAAAUCAUGGUCAUCCUAGUGCGCAUCAGCCAAUGGCUCGCUCUUGCCCGCGGUUUCCCAGCAGUCCAUCUAUUCUGCGACAUCGUCCGGCUCUUCACCAUCUACGGCGUAGACGUGGCAAAUGCCGUGCAAGUGGAGUUCUGCAAACAUUUAACUGGCUUGCCGUCAUUCCCCUGGGACCCUGUCGAGUUGCCGCCACUGUUUCCCUUCCUUGAAAGCGAGCUUCAGACACACGAGCUCUGCCCUGAAGAAAUCCAGAGGCAGCGUGCGCGGAACUACUGGGCCGAGCAGCGGUUGAUGAUCUGUCGCUCGCUUUGGUGUCGGGAUGAUAACGCUAUUGCCUGGGACUACCCCCUGCAGACCCUUGUCUGGGAGGAGAGGGAGGAAGGUCGGGUCCUUGCACUUAGGUCUCCGCCUUUCCAGGAUCAUGCUAGACACAUCCCAUGGGGUUUGGUUGAUAUGAUGAAGGAGGGGUUGUGGAUUGGGGAGUAUGAGGAUGAUUGGCUGGCACAAUUCGUCGGGUUCAACAGUGAGUAA
Penicillium expansum is the source of this 1575-nucleotide messenger RNA. RefSeq lists its product as uncharacterized. The coding region runs from base 1 to 1575 and encodes 524 amino acids. The record is from RefSeq and is a predicted model, not a curated record. Lineage: Eukaryota; Fungi; Ascomycota; Eurotiomycetes; Eurotiales; Aspergillaceae. The transcript has 2 exons.